Meloidogyne enterolobii is the source of this 295-nucleotide messenger RNA. The record is from the annotation of a GenBank genome assembly. NCBI's taxonomy places the organism in Eukaryota, Metazoa, Nematoda, Chromadorea, Rhabditida, Meloidogynidae.
UUGUUUUCCUCUAAAAAAUUUGGAAAAAAUGAGGCAGAACGAAUGGGGGAACACAAUUUUAGACCAAAAAACGCAAGGGAAUUUGAGGCAUGAUUAUUUAAUUUUGAAAAACUCAGAAGCAGAACGUCCAACAAUGGAAAGGAAAACAGAACCCUGUGGUUCGAAAUCUGCUAUUAAAACGAGGAAUGGUAGCAGAACAGGAGAAAUUGUGAAGCCGUCUAGAAACAGAGACGCUAAAACCGUUGGGCAUAUACAAUCCUAGGAUCAUUGGAAACAAUGGACGGAAUCAAACAAG